Molecule: messenger RNA, 2965 nt
Organism: Amoebophrya sp. A25
Lineage: Eukaryota; Dinophyceae; Syndiniales; Amoebophryaceae
Source: the annotation of a GenBank genome assembly
UCUACAACGAGCACGAUCGGAGGCGCCAAGAAUGUGGCGGGAGCUUUUACAACGAGCUCUGUUACUGCUAGUGGCCCAGCACCGCCUCGUGUGCCGCCAACGACGCACUAUCUUGCUCCACAUGACGCACACUGGAUGCAGGCUCGGUGCACGCGAAAGCUACUGACGCAAGCAGUACCAUUGUUAGAGGCAGUUGGCCGUCUUUUUUUGGCUAUUCUUGACGCCGCUGGCAGGAAGAGCAAGGCAAGAGUCACCUCCUCCGACGUUGCCACGUCGACGAGCGCGUCAAUAGCAAGAGGAAAAACGACUGAGAAGACGCAAGAUGAAGUAUUGAAAUUUCUAGCGGAAGAAGCUAUCCGCGCACUACAUCGAGGACGCGCAGUUGCGCCCAACUUGACCACUCAACCAAGUAAGUACUAAUAUUUAGUUUUUUCGUUACUAUCUUUAUCACUAUCUGCUGGUGCUGCUGCAAAUCUUGACUGGCUUUCACCCUUUAGGUGAAGGUUUAGGUCCCGCGACGGUCAAAGCAUUAAGUAAAGCAAGCGGUUAGUUUUCACCUCUACAAAAUUAGGCCUAUCUCGUGCAACAAUAUCUCUAUCACUAUCUCUAUCGUCGUGUUCCCUUCUUCAAAAUGUAAGUUUGCUAAUGUGGUUCUGAUUACGAAGGAAGAUUCAAAUCUGUGUCGACUUUUUGAGGUGGAUACAUUUAUCAUAGAGUAAGGUAAAUAACGGGUUUCGGGUUGCUCGAGUUGCAGCGGGUUGCUCGGGUUGCCGAAGCGCAGGGGUUCCAAAUCUGGAACGGGUUGCCAUGGGUUGCCAGGAGAAUCCUGACCCAGCAAAAUGGGGCGAAGCCGGGCGGUAUGGAGGGGCGUCCGUGCGCUCUAAGUGAAGAAAUGGAGAAGAGCGCAGUUUCUUUUUUGUUGUUGUUGCUCAUGAAAGGGGCAGCCACGUUUGGAGGGCUCUGCAGGCUUUCGGGCUCUUCUUUUGUAGCGUGCGGGCGCGUGUUUGAAGCGAAAACAAGGAGCGCAGGCCCCUGCUCUCUGUUGUUUUUCUUUGAGGUGAGUGGCGCUGUUGUUUGUCGUCUCCGAGUCGUUGGCGAUCUCUCCCAUUUAUUUUUCUUCGGGUGCGAGCGUGGCCAAUCUACUUGGGGGCUGAGAGCGAGUCUCCGCCUGCUGGCUUCAGCGGGCGACGUGUCCAGUCUUGGGUAUAGCAGUAAGUAUACUGGAGGAGGUUGCUAAAUUGGUAUUGGAAUUAUACACGAGCGCGCCGCCAUCAGUAUGCAACUACGGCGCGGCGCGUGGUCGUGUCGUGCGCUCCUGUUAAGAUCUCUCGUAGGGUCAUAAAUCUGCGCCCGAAGGGCGCCGCGCAAAAAAUUUGGGUUGGCAACUCGAGCAACCCGAGCAACCCGACCCGAUAUGGGCCAAAAAAAACCUAACUCUAUUAUCAAUCUGCUUGCGAUUAAAUUCUUGUACAUCAGUUUGUAAUGAAUUGAUUCCACAGGUGGAGCAGGCGGGCUGACAUCGGUGUCUUGCUACGCGGAUGCAGUUUUUGAUGGCGCCGAAAAUGCAGUCAUCGAGCAACUCCAACUCGGACUUGUCAUUCAACAAAGGAAAAUUUUUGAGAGUGGUUCGCCCUGUUGUAGCGACCUUCUACAUGUGGUUGCUCUCUGUGGAGCAGCCUCUUCACCGGAUGCUGAUUUCAAAAGAAAAAACUGGUUGGGGGACCAGUCUUCAUCGACGCCUACUGCUCUGCGGGGUGCUGACAAAUCUAAAAAAGAUCAACAAACCAGUCAAACCAACACCAAAUUGAAAAGUGGUACGACUGCUCCAAUAAUUUUACCUCCCUUUCUGCCAGAAGCUUUGAUGCUUGACAGGAGGAUGGUUGCGGGAAGGCAGCAGACACAGCCUCCGACGAGGAUGAAGCAUGACUUGCGUCAAUAUGGAGCUGACCAGAAUGAGAAGUUUGGGAGUCGUGCUUUGGAGGCUGAUGACGCAGUACUGUCAGUACUACAACGAGACCAAGAGCAAGAACUAGACCAAGACCAACAAGAUCCUCCUUCAACCGAAGCUGGAGCCGAACGAGAUCAUGUCGAUUCAUGCUCUACCUUCUACAAGAUUCGACGGUCCAGAAUAGUCGACCAAAUAUUAAAUUCUCUGCUUGGGAAGUUCUGUGCUCAUUCUCGUCAGCAUGAAAAUAUAAAUAGUUGUGACAAGAGUGAAAGCAGGCUGAGAGACCUCUCACUACAUCGGCCGUUUCUUCAGCUUUGCCUCAUCUUGGGCGACGUGGGGUACAUCAGUGAGCGCAGUGUACAAUUUCAGACACCAGCGCAAGCGGAUCCCUAUCUCUUCUCCUUACCACUUGUCUCGUCUGACUACAUGGCGAUGAUAAACGCCCACGCGGCUGCAGCAUAUCCUAGGAAGAGUGCUGCAUCUAAAAGGAAAAGCACGACCCAUGAGCCCAUACCUGGAUCUGAAGGGAAAGGCAAACCCGUCAAUGGCCGCGAUCAGCAUAAAGGUGACAAUCAUGAUGUAAAAAGCAGGGGUCCUAUUAACUACAAAGCAACAGUGCCAGUAGCUGUAGCACAGAUGACUGGAUCAUCUUCUAGUGGAAUUCCGCAUAGCAAACAUGCAACAGGAACAGCCACAGCAACAAUUCUAGGUGCUAGUGGAUCAGUCAAUGCAAGUACAUCUUUAAUACCUCCAGCACUUUUUGAUCCAACGCAGGCAGUGGGUGCAGAGCGUUGUCCGGCAGAUGCUUUGGAAUAUUCGAGUGGUGGCGUUAGUGCGACAGCAAACUGUGUUAUUGGCUUUCGGCAUGCAGCGUCGGUGUCGGCACUUUUCGCCCUAGUCUUGGCAGCUCAGGUGAGUCAAGACAGAGAACGAUUUUCGUCCUUCAUUGCUCAAUCUUCAUCUACUUCUGCGUCAGGGGCUGGUGCGGGAGCAGCGGGAGGAUCGGAAGGAGCUUCC